AUGCCUGAAACUGUUGUAACUGCAGCAUCCAGUGAUGGAAAAACAAUCACCAUUGAUCACACUCAUCCCUAUUACUUGGGAUCCUCUGAUUCACCCGGAAUGACUCUUGUUAACACAGUGUUUGAUGGAAAAGGGUAUCUGGGUUGGAGGAGGUCUAUCUUACUAUCACUUUCAACCAAGAAAAAGCUUGGCUUCAUAAAUGGAAGUUGCAAAUCUCCAGAUCCAACUUUAGCAGAUUUUGAACAAUGGAAUUGCUGCAAUGAUAUGGUGCUUAGCUGGAUUUUGAAUGCAUUAUCAAAAGAAAUAGCUGAUAGUGUGAUGUCCUCCACAACAGCUAAGGGUUUAUGGGACAGCAUGGAGCAAAGGUUUGGCAAAUCUAAUGGAGCCAAACUUUAUCACCUACAAAAAGAAUUAUUUGUCUUAGUACAGGGAAAUAGCGACAUAGCUGGAUAUUUCACUAAGAUAAAGAGAAUCUGGGAUGAACUGGACUCUCUAAGCAAGGGGAAACAUUCUUAUGAGAAUCAGAGAGAAGUAUAUGCAAAUGCACAGUUCUCUGCUGAUUCUGCAUCUUUCACGGCAAUGGGUCAAGGUAAGUUUGCAAACAAUCAGUUAAUGGUUGAGUUUGCAGCUUUUAUGGCAGCUAGGCAAGCUAGAAAUGCUCAGAAGUUCAAAUUUCAGCCACAAAGAGGAAGAGAUAUGAAUCAGAAAUUUAACAAUUCAGCACAAAGGUUUGUAAGACCACAAAAAAAGUUCAAAGGAAAGAAGAAGUAUAAUCCCAAUGCCACAUGUACUUAUUGUGGAAAGACAGGACAUGUUAUGGAUGACUGUUACAGACUGAUAGGAUUUCCUCAAGAUUUUGAGUUCACAAAAGGGCAAGAUCAGCCUAGGGCAAAUGGGAUAAUAUCAACAGAAGGAGAGGGAGAUAAGGGCAUACAAUAUGUUGAGAGUAAAGAGACUGACAUCACUCAGCAGUAUACCAAAGAGGAGGUGGCAGAGAUGAUGCACAUGUAUAAACAUGCAAAGCAGGCACAGAAGGGAAUUAAUGCAAAUGCAAUUGCUGGUACUGUUUUAAAAUAUUCAAGAUCAUGUUUUGCUAGUCUAACAUCAAGCACCUGGAUCAUAGAUUCAGGUGCUUCAGAACACAUGUGCUAUAAUCCUAAUUCUUUCAUGUUUCUAAUCCCUCUUCUUGUACCUUUAAACAUUAGUUUACCUAAUUCUUUCAAGUUCACAUGUGACAUCUUAUUUACAUCUAGUAGUUACAUAUUGCAGGGCCUUUCAAAGAUGAGUCCACAAGCUUUUGGUGAAGUAAGAGAAGGACUUUAUUUAUUGGAGCCUUCCAGUCCUAAGUCUAGAUGUUUAUUUACUUCUGAUGUUGUUUCAAUUCCAAAAGGAAGCAAUUCCAUUCAAGAGUCUGUUUCAGUUCCUAGUUCAGUAAAUGUCAACUCUAUCCCUAAUUUUAAGGUUAAAGUGAAAAUGAUCAGAUCUGAUAAUGCUUUGGAGCUAGGUAAAGGAACACAAGAAGCUGCCUAUUUAGCAUCAGAAGGUAUUAUACAUCAGGUAUCUUGUGUUGCUACCCCUCAACAAAAAUAG
Molecule: messenger RNA, 1590 nt
Organism: Lycium barbarum (goji berry)
Lineage: Eukaryota; Viridiplantae; Streptophyta; Magnoliopsida; Solanales; Solanaceae
Exons: 4
Coding region: 1-1590 (529 amino acids)
Molecular function (GO): nucleic acid binding; zinc ion binding
Source: RefSeq, a predicted model, not a curated record